CAGGCAAGGCACGCAGCCGGAGGCCAUUUCCAACGAGCUGGCGGGGGCGAAAGAUGGCGACGCCCCUUGGGUGGUCGCAGGGGGGCUCCGGAUCUGUGUGUCUCGCCUUCGAUCAACUGCGGGACGUGAUUGAAUCUCAGGAGGAACUGAUCCACCAGCUGAGGAAUGUGAUGGUUCUCCAGGAUGAAAAUUUUGUCAGUAAAGAAGAAUUCCAGGAAAUAGAGAAGAAACUGGUGGAUGAGAAAGCUGCCCAUGCCAAAACCAAGGCCCUCCUGGCCAAGGAAGAGGAGAAGUUGCAGUUUGCGCUGGGAGAGGUGGAGGUGCUGUCUAAGCAGCUGGAGAAAGAGAAGCAGGCCUUUGAGAAAGCGCUCUCCAGUGUCAAGAGCAGGGUUCUGCAGGAGUCUAGCAAGAAGGACCAGCUCAUCACCAAAUGUAAUGAAAUUGAGUCUCACAUUAUAAAGCAAGAAGAUAUACUUAAUGGCAAAGAAAAUGAGAUAAAAGAGUUGCAGCAAGUUAUCAGCCAGCAGAAACAGAUUUUCAGGAAUCACAUGUCUGACUUCCGGAUCCAGAAGGAGCAGGAGAGCUACAUGGCCCAGGUGCUGGACCAGAAGCAUAAGAAAGCCGUGGGGACGCGUCGGCCCCGGAGCCGCCAGUGUCCCAGGGAAAAAUAAAAUGCUGCCUGCCUUCCUGUU
This is a messenger RNA of Mesocricetus auratus (golden hamster), 692 nucleotides long. It is a transcript of the gene Spata24, whose product is annotated as spermatogenesis associated 24. The transcript has 6 exons. NCBI's taxonomy places the organism in Eukaryota, Metazoa, Chordata, Mammalia, Rodentia, Cricetidae. Gene Ontology annotation, molecular function: DNA binding. The record is from RefSeq and is a predicted model, not a curated record. Gene Ontology annotation, cellular component: cytoplasm; nucleus. Bases 54 to 671 code for a protein of 205 amino acids.